CUACGGCGUCUUCUCCUGGCCUGUCGGCACGACGAGAGUUACUUGACGACAAGACGUUAUGAACAUGAUGACAGUGGAGAAGAUGGAGCAAAGGAUGUCUCAUCCUUUCAGGUUUCUUGAAUGUCUCGUCCGAGCACACUGAACGCGCACUGCCAUUGCUGGGAAUUCAGGACCAUGGACAGAGAUCACCUUAUCUCAUUCUGCUGUCAGCACGGUGCAAACAUCCAACACCAUAAUUUAUGCCAUAAAACAUUCCGAAACUGAUUGAAUUUCCUUUAAAAUGUUUAUUAUAUAAUUUCCAAAUGCGGUCUGAAAGCUUAUAACUGAAGUAGCAUUAAUAAGAUGUAUUCUAAGGGGAAACACCAGUUCCUAACGAGAAAGGGAGCCUCCGUAUGUUACUUUGGUAAGAAUGAGGGUCUACCUCAUAUUUUCAACCCCAUGGUCCACCAUAAUCCUAUCACACUCCAUGACACAUCACUUGAGGCGUACAGGUACAAUAUUAACCUGCAUUUCUUUAUGGGUUGCGCAGCGCUCCUGCCAUCGUUAGACAUGUCUAUCCUGGUUCGUUAAACACGCAAACCACAGCUUUUAGAUGUAGCCUAUUAUUGAGCUGAUAUAUGCGGCAUGACGCGUCGUGGUAGUGUUUCGUGACAUUUCGUUUUUAAAUGCAUGUCAUUAAAAUUACUACACAAGGAUACAACUCGGUGUUCCUGUCGCGGACAGAAGUGUAGGAGAAUAUUGAAAGACGUCGUGUUUUACUGUAACGCAGCCGUAGAUUGAGGUGCAUAAUGAACCAGUGACAUCCAAAGGAUUUACGAUACCUCCGCCACAGCUCGCGAAAGGGACGCAUGCGCAUUGACAAAAAACAGCCGGUCUUUAAAACAAUCCUUAUGCCAGCGGAUGUAAUCACGGCAAAGAAUAUCUCUUAUCUCUGGGCAUACAUGGUGAAAUUGUAAGUAUGGAAGAGCAUAUCGGGCUUUUCUGUCUAACAUUCUCAGUACAAACGUAUGCCAACCACUGCGCGAGAUCAUAGACAAAACACUCACACUAGAGAUGCGUGCUGCGCCCCCUCUUACCCUCACCAAAUAUUCAAACAUCAUCCUCCGAGGAAUUUGUCAUGAUUCCUUGAACAUAGCAAGAUUCAGUGUGCCCAUGGGAUCAGAGCGGAUGGAGAUGCGAAAGAGGCAGAUGUCGGUGCAGCAGGAGUCGGUGGCGGGGACCACAGCACCGGUGCAGAACGAGCAUCCCGACCAGGGGAACCGCAGUUCUAAUGCCUGCUGCUUCUGUUGGUGCUGUUGCUGCAGCUGCACUUGUCUCACUGUUAGGAAUGAAGACAGAGAAGAGAGGAACCGGAGAGCAUCGUAUGAUCCUAAAGCAGAGGGGAAUGCAGACUUUGAGGAGAGUCCGAAACCCACUGUGGAGGAGGUGCGCUCAUGGGGGCAAUCCUUCGACAAACUGAUGCACUGCCCUGCUGGAAGAGCUGCUUUCCGGCAGUUUCUGCGCACUGAGUUCAGUGAGGAAAACAUGCUGUUUUGGUUGGUUUGCGAGGAAUUCCGUAAGGAAACCAACAAGAGCAUGAUCGAGGAGAAAGCACGGGUUAUAUACGAAGACUACAUCUCCAUUCUCUCGCCCAAAGAGGUGAGUCUUGACUCUAGAGUUCGGGAGGUUAUAAAUAGGAAUAUGCUGGAGCCGACAUCUCACACGUUUGAUGAUGCCCAGCUUCAGAUAUAUACGCUAAUGCAAAGAGACUCAUAUCCUCGAUUCAUGAACACCGAAGUCUACAAAGACCUGCUUAAGACAGUGUCCGAGCAGCCGGCGGAAUCCUAGACACCUGUGAUCCUGGCUGAAUGCCCCCCUUCCUAAUUUUUAGUUCGUUCGUUGUGUAGAAUAUGUUUUAAAGGACCCCGGUAUGGGUCUUCCCAGGGAUUUUACUGCUAUAGCGAUCUGUACCUGAAAAAAGACACUCAGGUCUCCAGGUCACUGGAUUUUUUAAAAUAUGUCUCAAAUCUCCUGAGGGCUCAACACCACAAAUACUGCUACAGAUCAGCAUAGCAAGACGCUCCAAAGGAUUAUCAGCGCGUUUUGAGAACAUAAUCUAUUUUAUUUGUGUUGACAGUUUUUAUUACGGUUUAUUAUUAUCAUUUUUUUGUAGUUAUGUUUAAAGGAAGAUGUGAUGCCAAUUGUGGGCUAUAUACAGUAUAUCCAGUAGAUAUAUUUAUGAAACUGUAUUAGAUUUCUUCAAUCUUUUUUUUUCUCCGUGUAACGAUAAAGAAAAGGGAAUUAUGGGUAACAAGUAUUGCCCGAUUCUGAAUAGUGCGUAUGAGAAUCAAAGCUUGAGUCAAGGCAACGCUUCAGCUCUACACACAGGACACCCUGUGAACAUACGGUAUUGUUUCAGCUACUUCACCAGCUAACUUAUGAUGACUUGGCAUCUCCAAUGGGAAAUUUCAAUCUGCCAUACAAAGAAAUCAAAUAAACUUUUCUCGUUUUUUCAAAUUUUCAGAAAAUCAGAAAAUUGUGUAUCUUUUUGUGCUCCAUAAAGUAUCAAUAAUAUGUUUACGGAAACAUUUUUUUUGUACCACAGCGGUUGGACAUGACAAUUAAAUCUUGCAUGUAUUCAACCCAAAGAUGCUAAAAAGACUGAAAAGCCUCUUUUUUGUGUACAGUAUAUUGAGGUAGUUAUACUUUUACGAUUUACCUUCAAUGUUUUUGUGAGGAAUAGAACAGAACCAGCAGGUUAUUAUAUGAAACACUAUUAAAUGUGUUAAAUCUAAACACCUUCACAUUUAUACAUGUAUAUUAUGCCCUGAAUGGACAGAUACAUGUUUUAUUGUUAGAACCCUAACACCAAAGUAGCCAAGUCCAGUAAAACUGUGUGAUUCGCUUUUUCUCCAAUACAACUGACUAGAAUUGGAGCUGCCAAGUUCUUAUAUUUUUACUUUUGUGAAUUACUCUGUUGCCUGACGUUCACGUCGUUUUAAGACAAGAUCCUCACUUGGGGAAGUGCCUUGACAUUCAGUUUUGUGACAGCUCUUUUUCUGGCAAUAGUUGAUUUAGACUCUUGCCACAUAUAUGGACUCUGGGCCUUUGAUAAAUUCACGAGAUGACAUGUCCUGCGACUUCUGAAUUACUAUUGCCUCUUGUUUUGAAGCGUCACCGUCACUUUUCAAGCGCUGAAGUCGCCGCAGUUAAGGAAGUCUGUCUUUUUGUCAGGUAGAAAUAAGGACAGUUUCAUUGAGAUUGUUGAUCAGAGUCCAGACGUGUAUCUACCAACAUGUAUUUCAUGGUGGUGCUUCUACUCGUCUUAGACUAACUUAUUAUAUGUGCAAUUGAUAUGUGCAAUUUGAGCUGAUGGAUUCACCGCAUAGAUCAACCUCAAACACAAUCUAAGCCAAUGGUUUGGAGUUCUACUGCCUAUAAAUCAUUUUUUCUUUCUUUUUUGUUGUUGUUCUGUAAAGUAUACAAAAAGUGUUAUUUUCCAGUCAGUUUACAUACAAAUUAUAAUACAUUUUUGAUUAAUAAUAUGUGAAUGUUUACAGUGAUCAGAUUAGUUUUUCC
Molecule: messenger RNA, 3558 nt
Organism: Triplophysa rosa
Lineage: Eukaryota; Metazoa; Chordata; Actinopteri; Cypriniformes; Nemacheilidae
Gene: rgs20
Product: regulator of G protein signaling 20
Exons: 8
Coding region: 1054-1827 (257 amino acids)
Source: RefSeq, a predicted model, not a curated record